Messenger RNA from Chara braunii, 659 nucleotides. The record is from the annotation of a GenBank genome assembly. NCBI's taxonomy places the organism in Eukaryota, Viridiplantae, Streptophyta, Charophyceae, Charales, Characeae.
UGCGACAUCAUUCCACAGUGACGCCGAGGUGGUGGAUGAAACGCAGGACAGGGGGGAUGGGGGAAGACCUUCGGCAAGGCGAUGACGCCACAGAUGACUAUUUCCGCGAGAAGCAGUACAGCGACGAGGAGCAGUGUGGGGACCACCAGAAGCAGCGUAGCGACGAGGAGCAGCAGAGGGAGCCUGUGGUACAGGUCGGCCAUGAACGGCAUGGUGGAGAGGGCUGCAAUGCCAUGUUUGGAGAGCCGCAGAAGGAGCAGCAUGGGGACCACCAGAAGCAGCACAGCGAGGAGCAGCAUGAGGACCACCAGAAUGCAGCACAGCGAAGAGGAGCAGCAGAGGAAGCCUGUGGUACAGGUCGGCCAUGAACAGCAUGGUGGAGAGGGCAGCAAUGCCAUGUCUGGAGAGCAGCAGAGGGAGAAGGAUGGGACCACCAGAAGCAGCACAGCGACGAGCAGUAUGGAGACCGCCAGAAGCAGCACAGCGAAGAGAAGCAGAAGAGGAAGCCUGCGGUACAGGUCGGCCAUGAACGGCACGUUGAGAGGACAGCAAUGCCACCUCUGGAGAGAAGCAGAAGGAGCAGCAUGCGGACCACCAGAAGCAGCAUGGCGACGAGGAGCAGUAGAGCGAGCCUGUGGUACAGGUUGGCCAUAACAAUU